AUGGGCAGGGCCAUGGGAAACAUGUUUAUGCUGUGGGUGGCUGCUGCGGGCAUGUGCUAUACCACCCUCAGUGCCUCUGCCUGGUCAGUGAGCAAUUUCCUGGUAACAGGUCCCAAGGCCUAUCUGACCUACGCCACCAGUGUGGCCUUGGGCGCUCAGACUGGCGUCGAAGAGUGUAAGUUCCAGUUUGCUUGGGAGCGAUGGAACUGCCCUGAGCAUGCUUUCCAGUUCUCCACCCACAGCAGGCUGAGAGGUGCUACUAGGGAAUCAUCCUUCAUUCACGCUAUCCGCUCUGCUGGAGUCAUGUACACCAUCACCAAGAACUGUAGCAUGGGUGACUUUGAAAACUGCGGUUGUGAUGGGUCAAAAAAUGGAAAAACAGGUGGCCAUGGCUGGGUCUGGGGAGGCUGCAGCGACAAUGUGGAAUUUGGGGAAAAGAUCUCCAGACUCUUCGUGGACAGCCUGGAGAAAGGGAAGGAUGCCAGAGCCCUGAUGAAUCUACACAACAGCAGGACCGGCAGGCUGGCAGUGAGGGCCUCCAUGAAAAGGACCUGCAAAUGUCACGGCAUCUCAGGAAGCUGUAGCAUCCAGACGUGCUGGCUGCAGCUGGCUGACUUCCGGGAGAUGGGGGACUACCUAAAGGCCAAGUACGACCGCGCGCUGAAAAUCGAGCUGGAUAAGCGCCGACUAAGGGCAGGCAACCGAGCCGAGGGCCGCUGGGCUCCCACAGAGACCUUCCUUCCCAGCGCAGAGGCGGAGCUGGUCUUCUUAGAGGACUCUCCUGACUACUGCACCCGCAAUGCCAGCCUGGGCAUUUAUGGCACCGAGGGCCGCGAGUGCCUGCAGGACGCCCGCAGUGCGUCCAGGCGGGAGCAGCGCAGCUGUGCGCGCUUGUGCACCGAGUGUGGGCUGCAGGUGGAAGAGAGGAGAACAGAGGCCAUGAGCAGCUGUGACUGCAGCUUUAAGUGGUGCUGCACCGUCAAGUGCAGCCAGUGCAGGCUCACCGUGAACAGAUACUACUGCACACGCCCCUCGGGUAGUGUCCGGUCCCAGCCCCGGGGCAGGGGCAAGGGCAAGGGCAGUGCUUGGUAA
This is a messenger RNA of Peromyscus eremicus (cactus mouse), 1092 nucleotides long. RefSeq names its product Wnt family member 8A (gene Wnt8a). The transcript is spliced from 6 exons. Lineage: Eukaryota; Metazoa; Chordata; Mammalia; Rodentia; Cricetidae. Gene Ontology annotation, cellular component: extracellular region. Bases 1 to 1092 code for a protein of 363 amino acids. Gene Ontology annotation, biological process: canonical Wnt signaling pathway; cell fate commitment; neuron differentiation. Gene Ontology annotation, molecular function: cytokine activity; frizzled binding. The record is from RefSeq and is a predicted model, not a curated record.